Messenger RNA from Pocillopora damicornis (cauliflower coral), 2015 nucleotides. RefSeq names its product hexosaminidase D. Lineage: Eukaryota; Metazoa; Cnidaria; Anthozoa; Scleractinia; Pocilloporidae. Gene Ontology annotation, biological process: carbohydrate metabolic process. Gene Ontology annotation, molecular function: hexosaminidase activity. The record is from RefSeq and is a predicted model, not a curated record.
CUAGGUAAGAUUGGUCCCAGAUCGGGAGACAGUUCGGAAUGAAAUCAUCCGUACUCUGAAAGUUCGAUCGUUCAUUUUAACAGCUGGCUUUCAUGAAUAUAAUGCGAAUCAACUACACUAACGUUGGAAUAAUUUUUUCGCUCGUGGUUGUGCUUUAUAUCUUUUACAAACUAUCGCACUCCUCUUCAGAAAGAAACCCUCUGCCUGCAAGUGUCACCCCACGGACCAGCAACAAGCUUCCUACAGAAUCUUCAAUAGAUUUAAAAUCACUAGCCAGUAUUGCAAAAGGUGGGUUGUUUGAUGUCAGUCUGAGGCAAGCUCAAGAAACUAUAGAGGCUCUUCAAAAGCAGCUUGCAGAAGCAGAAGUAUCAAGAGACACAGUCCAGAAAAAAGACAUGGAAACUGUCAAAAGAAAAUUUAGUGGUCACAAACUUGUUCAUUUGGAUUUGAAGGGAGCACCAACAAAAAUGACUUUUCUGAUACAGGUGCUGCCAUAUUUUAAGAAGUGGGGAGCAACUGGUUUGCUGGUUGAGUAUGAAGAUAUGUUUCCCUACAAGGCAGAAUAUGAAGUCUUACAGGCUAAAAACUCAUACAGUGAAGCUGAAAUUAAACAGUUGCUGGAGACAGCAGCAGCAAAUGAUCUUAUUAUAAUUCCACUGGUACAGACAUUUGGUCAUCUGGAGUUUGUCUUGAAGCACAAGGAGUUUGCCUAUCUUCGUGAAACAGAACACUACACUAAUUCAUUAUGCCCAAAUAACAAAGACUCUGUUCCAAUGGUUAUAGAACUCAUUGAUCAAGUUCUAGCUCUCCAUCCUGGUUUGCAGUGGUUUCAUAUUGGAGGAGAUGAGGUGUGGAAUCUCAAGACAUGCCCUGUCUGUCUUAAAGAUGCACGGAAUAAAUCUGAAUUGUUUGUGCAUCACAUGAAACCCAUUCUCAAACACUUGCAAGGCAAGAAGGUAACACCAAUCAUGUGGGAUGACAUGAUGAGGUACUGGCCUCUGGAAUACUUGAAAGAGCUUGGUCCUCUUGUUGAGCCAAUGGUCUGGGCCUACAGAUCUGAUCUCACUGGCUAUUUUCCUCCUGAUAUGUGGCAGAGAUAUGGUAAAGCCUUUAAGAAGAUUUGGGCUGCAAGUGCCUUUAAAGGAGCCACUCACCCAUGGAGCAACUUUGUUCCAAUUGGAUUUCAUGUUCAAAACAAUUUAUACUGGUUGGAUAUCAUUUCCAAGUUACCAUCCACUCUAGAAGUAAAUGGUGUAGCCCUGACUGGCUGGAGCAGAUAUGAUCACUAUGCCACUUUAUGCGAGCUUCUUCCAGCAGCUCUUCCUUCAUUGGCAUUUUGCCUUGGAGCAUUGAGUGAAGGUUAUAUGGAUGAGGAACUUAAAAAAGUGAUAGCAAAAGGACUGGGGCUUCCUGAAACAUUCCCUCUCAAUGUGGAGAGAUUUAAUAGCAAGUUUCAUCCGGCGGAAGGAACGUUUCCAGGUCAUGAACUAUACACACUUGUUUCCCACCUGGAGAAGGCAGUGUUCUUUACAAGAGGUGUUGGGAACAUAGAGCAAGGCUGGUUGCUAGACCGUGAAGUACAAAACAAGUUUCUAAGUUAUUUUCAAGUGGAGAUGGCGUAUAACAGAACAAUGAAAGCGUUACAGAUUCUAAGAUCGGUGCAGUCCAAGGUACCAAAAGUUUUUAAUCCAGUCUACGACGAUAGUGUGGUGAAAGAAUGGACCAAGGACAAAAUAGAUGAUGGCAUCAAUCAUUUGAACGGCGUUAAACCCAGAUUAGAAGAGUUGAGAAAAAUAGCUUCUGGGAAAGGAGAAAAACAAGAAAAAUCCACAGUGAAAGAAAAAAGCUAAGAAGCAGCACUAUAUUUUACACAAGAAUUACAAAAAAGAAAGACUGGACCUAAGUGAGGGAUUAUCAUGUAGGAAAGAGAGAGGGGCUUUUAGUUGGUGUCCAAUCCCUCUCUUUGAACAUAUAGAGUGAUAACUAACCAAAACAACCUGCAAUGGAUAAGGGGG